Molecule: messenger RNA, 2164 nt
Organism: Chiloscyllium plagiosum (whitespotted bambooshark)
Lineage: Eukaryota; Metazoa; Chordata; Chondrichthyes; Orectolobiformes; Hemiscylliidae
Gene: slc10a2
Product: solute carrier family 10 member 2
Biological process (GO): bile acid and bile salt transport
Cellular component (GO): apical plasma membrane
Molecular function (GO): bile acid:sodium symporter activity
Source: RefSeq, a predicted model, not a curated record
UCCUUCUCUUUACACUCAAGCUACUGAGCAGAUCAUUUCCGAGUUCCUUACAUCUUUUUGUUUUUGGCAAGAACGACUGUUGAAAGGGUUGUGAACCUGAGAGGAUGGGAGAAACUAUGGCUUUGAAAACCGUGAAAAGCCUUUCAAUGAUUUAUUCGUUCUGUCCUGAACAUGCCACCAACUGCAAUGACACGUCCUGUCUGUUGCCUAUUGAUGAUUUUAACCAGUCGAUGAGCCUUAUUUUAAGUACUGUGCUGACAAUCCUGUUGGCGUUGGUGAUGUUUUCCAUGGGUUGUAAUGUUGAAGCCAAAAAGCUCUGGGGCCAUAUUAAGAGGCCGUGGGGAAUAUGCGUGGGCUUUCUUUGUCAGUUCGGCAUUAUGCCCCUGAUUGCCUUUCUGUUGUCAACGGCCUUUCAAAUACACCCUGUCCAAGCGGUGGCCGUAUUAAUAAUGGGAUGUUGUCCAGGUGGAACGGGCUCCAACAUUAUGACUUACUGGUUGGAUGGAGACAUGGAUCUUAGCAUAAGUAUGACGACAUGCUCGACAGUGCUGGGGAUGGGAAUGAUGCCUCUUUGCCUUUUCAUCUACACUAAAACCUGGGUGGACACAGAUUUCGUCCAGAUUCCCUACGACAGCAUAGGUAUUACCUUGGCAAGCCUUCUAAUUCCUGUUGCAGUUGGGGUUUAUACGAACUACAAAUGGCCACAAAAGGCCAAGCUCAUAUUGAAGAUUGGAUCUAUCACUGGAGCGUUCCUUAUAGUUGCUACAGCUGUAACUGGAGCUCUGCUGUACAAAGGUUCCUGGGCUACAUCACCUUACCUGUGGAUCAUUGGGACAAUCUAUCCAGCUAUUGGAUAUGCACUCGGAUUUAUUUUGGCACGUAUUGCUGGCCAGCCUUGGUUCAGAUGUCGUACUGUAGCUGUAGAGACUGGUGCACAGAAUACUCAACUCUGCACAACCAUUGUCCAGCUUUCCUUUUCACCUGAACAGCUUGUGCUCAUGUUCACGUUUCCACUGAUCUACAGUGUUUUUCAAAUAGCAUUUGCUGCUAUAAUGAUUGGAUUUUACCAACUCUACAAACGACAUUUCAAGAGCACCACAGAUGAUUCUUCAGAAUGUGCAAAUGAUGAAGAAAAAGCUAACCCUGCUAAUGCUUUUACAAAUGGAGGAUUUCACGCAGAUGAGAAAUUACCAGGUGAUGUUUUAACAAAUGAUACCCCCCAUUUGAAAGAAAAAUGCCAAAAUGGCAUUUUGAAGGGAGGGCUCUCAACAGAAGAGAAGCCACCAGGUAGUGUCUUAGACAUAAGUACCAACUUGUGAAGAUUUAGAUCAUCCUGAUCAUAUUUUUGUUGUUGAGGCCAUUUGGGAUUCACUGUUAUGAAUGUUAAUGGCAGUGUUUUAUUUUCGAAAGAACUUAAAACAAACCUGAACACACUAAUCAUGGGUUAUUAAUACCAUGCCCUCUUUUAUGUAACUUCCCUUUCUAAUGUUACAUCCUAGAGGGAAAAAUACAGCUGGAAUUUCCUACCCCCCAAUUUUCAAUGCAGGUGUUUUACACAAUUUGCUUUUCUUUAUUUUGGCUGUAGACCAUGACUAGCCAGCCCAUCAAAACUGUAGUCAAACAAUUAAAUGCAGCAAAGAACUCCAAUUCCCAUAUUAUUUCCAUUCCUGAUCAGUCAUGUCUGCUCACUUACAUUACUCUACAUGCAUUGGUAUAAUAGCGUAGAAAACAGAAAAAAGUCGUUCAAGUAUAAUGAGUAAGCGUGAACGAGAAAGGAAAGCAGAUAAAAGGAAAAAGACAAAUGAACAAGAAAAGUGGCUGCUACCUUUACAGUUAUUAGCAUCCUGAGAUGAUAGCUAUGCAUGUUUUACGAGACUAAAAGUGAUUCUGCAGGACACAGCUAAAAAAUGUUUGUGAAUUGUUCGUUAUUGUGAUGAAGGUGAAUGCAGUUCCAUCAGCAAUAUUUUACCAGAUACUAGCAGAUGAUUAUAACUACCUGCUCCCUUUUGUAUGUCUUUUGAAAAAUUGCAUGCAGUUAUGAAAACUUAAUGUAUCAAAUUUUUGCAUAUUUAUUAUGAAAACAAUACAUUAUGGCAUUACAUGAUCAUUACUGAAUGUUGGACCAAAUGAUAGGGAAGGGAAAUAAAAGUGCUUUGAUAAAACA